AUGUUGCUGAUCCAUUGCCAAAUCAAGCCUCGCUGCUACACCCACAUAACCCUGCAGCAUGUGGUAGCAGUGCACUGGACUGACUGACCACUAAGAGAUGGAGGCAUUGAUUGACAGUUUGCCCUGGCUCGACGUUGAGAGGGAGCACAACCCAGAGACAUAGCUUUCCUCAAGUCACAGAGAACAUGACCUGUGCAGAACCUAUUGUGCAAGCUUGCCAGGACGUUGCUGUGUUUACUGUAUAGUAUAUUUAUAACAGCCCCAGGAGGCUCCUGGGGCGAACACCUCCCAGGGAAUGUUUCCGUUGGUCCCGGGAGGACGAGCAGAGCAGCCACACGCUCUGCCUGAGUCAAGAAGGAAUUAUUAUGUUAACCACAAGGCACCACUCAAGCUAAAGAAUCCUGGACAUAAACGGCUGCAAGACAGAGAGUUAACCUGGUCCCCCGUCGGCAGGUCCCUGGAUGCCCCGCGGCGCACUGUCCUCCGCCGCCCAGUGCUUCCAAAUGGCCGGGAGUUGACCCCACCCGCCACGAUGACGCUGCGCGAGCAGCUGAGAGAGAAGAUCUCGGCGGCCUUCUACCGCCACGGGCUGCUGUGUGCCUCCUACCCAGUACCCAUCGUCCUCUUCACCUCCGCCAGCAUCCUCACCUGCUGCUAUCCAUUGUUGAGGCUUCCCCUUCCUGGGACGGGUCCUGUAGAGUUCACUACAGGGCUGCGAGACUACAACGUCCCUUCCCAUGAGCCUCAGGUAGACCUCGGGGAGCGGCCCAACUGGUAUCAGGGUCCUCCAGUCGCCUACAUCCAGCAGGUGUUGGUGAAGGCAGCAGUGUCUCCAUGGGACAGCAGCCUCGUACCAGUGGACAUGUUUCGGUCACCAGUCGGCCGCGUCUUUGGUUUGCUGGAAGAGAUUCGUAACCACGUACACACCGACAGCUCUGGGGUUCGCAGUCUGGAGACGCUAUGUCUCCAGGUGACGGACCUGUUACCAGGGUUACGGCGGAUGCAGUCGGUGCUUCCAGAGCACGGCUGCCUGCUCGUUUCUCCCGGCAACUACUGGCAGAACCAGCAGGAGCUGUUUGACUCCGACCCCGACCUCCUCAAGACCAUCCAGAAACACGAACCCAAAGGCCUGCACACCUCAGCCACACUGCGAGAUCUGCUGUUUGGCGUUCCUGGAAAGUACACAGGGGUCAGUCAUUACAACAGGAAGCGGGUGGUGACGUACACCAUCACUUUGGUGUUGUCCAGCUACGAUGCAACGUUCCUGGGCAGCCUGCGGGCUCGUCUGAAGCAGCUCCACCCGUCGGCCAACUGCAGCCUGAGAGACGACCACAUGGUUCACGUCCACUUCAAGGAGGAGAUCGGCAUCGCCGAGCUCAUCCCUCUCGUCACCACAUACAUCAUCCUUUUUGCCUACAUCUACUUCUCCACGCGUAAGAUCGACAUGGUGAAGUCUAAGUGGGGUCUGGCUCUGGCUGCUGUGGUCACAGUCCUCAGCUCGCUGCUCAUGUCUGUGGGACUGUGCACACUGUUUGGCCUGACACCGACACUCAAUGGAGGGGAGAUCUUUCCUUACCUGGUGGUGGUGAUCGGCCUGGAGAAUGUCCUGGUCCUCACAAAGUCCGUAGUCUCCACACCGGUCGACCUCGAGGUCAAACUCCGCAUUGCUCAGGGCCUUAGUAAUGAAAGCUGGUUUAUCAUGAAGAACAUGGCCACUGAACUUUGCAUCAUCCUGAUUGGAUAUUUCACACUGGUGCCAGCUAUCCAGGAGUUCUGUUUGUUUGCUGUUGUGGGGCUGGUGUCUGACUUCUUCCUGCAGAUGUUCUUCUUCACCACAGUGCUAUCUAUAGACAUCCGCCGCAUGGAGCUGGCCGACUUAAACCGCCGUCUGCCGGCAGAAGCGGGGCUGCCUACACCCAAGGCUGGACCACUGCGUCAACGCGAGGUCCCUCCGCCACCACGACCCUCCCCGCACACAAUCACCUUCCAGACUCCGCCCUUCAUGGCCCUGAGGCUUCCCAAGAGGCUGCGCGUGGUGUACUUCCUGGCCCGCACGCGCCUGGCUCAGCGUAUCAUCAUGGUUGGCACUGUGAUCUGGAUCGGCAUCCUCGUCUACACCGACCCAGCAGGGAUCCGCACCUACCUGGCUACACAGGUAUCUGAUCAAAGCCCUCUGGGAGACCCUGGAGGAGGAGGAGGAGGAGGCAGCAGCCUUCCUCACCACCUUGGGGUCGCUCCCGUCUUCAGAGGUGGCGAUCCCACCAGCACCCUCAGUAUUCACGCCGCUCCAGAGCCGACUCCGUUGCCUGAGAACCAAUCACAGGGCCACCAUGGUUCAGCCAUGGCAGGCUCACUCCCUCAGGCCCCGCCCGCAGUGCCUCACAUCACCUGGGGGGCGGAGGAUGAGGAGGGCUGGAGGAGACUGUCCUUCAGGCACUGGCCAUCGCUCUUCAGCUACUACAACAUCACUUUAGCCAAGAGAUACAUCAGCAUCCUGCCCGUCAUUCCCGUCACUGUACACCUGAGCCCCCAAGAAGCCGUCGAGACACGUCACCCUCAGGACACGAGACAUCCUUCUUUACCCAUUCCCAAAGUGUCCGUGGAUCUACAGACUGACCUCACCCUUUACAAAGUGGCAGCUCUCGGUUUGGCAGCAGGCGUCCUGCUGGUUCUGCUGCUCUUCUGUCUCUACCGUGUCCUCUGCCCACGUAACUACGGUCAAAACGGUGUAACCCACGGGCGCCGGCGUCGAGGGGAACUACCAUGUGACGACUACGGGUACUCGCCACCCGUCAGCGAGAUCUCACCGCUACUGUUGAGGGGCCACAGCAUGGACAUUGAGUGUUUGGCCAGUGACGGGAUGCUGCUGGCCAGCUGCUGCCUGGCUGGACAGAUUCGUGUCUGGGACGCUCAGACUGGAGACUGCCUGACCGUCAUCUCAAACCACGGGCUGAGGCGGAGCAGCAGCAGUGGCUGCUGGGACCAGCGGGACGGCUGGGACGCAUUGAGCGGAACCACAGAACCAGAGGCUCCAGGCUCUGACGGCUGCGACCGCUGCAGCAGCGGCGACGGCCCGUCAGAGGACGAGGGUUACCCACUGAGACGCCGCACCGCUCCCGCCCGGCCGAUUCUGUUCAGUGACCAGCCCGAUCUCACCCCACUCAUUGACACAAACUUCACCUUACAGCCACCCUCCCACCUCUCCACCCCACUCAGGGCGGGGUUUGACUUUGGAGGUCUUGUGGAACGCGCCUACAUGGAGCACGAGCCCCCGUCGCCCUCUGCUCACACCUCUCCGUCCUCCGCCUCCUCCUCGCCCCCUUCGGGCUCUCAGUAUCACAGAAGCCCCAGUUUAGGGGACACAGCCGCUCACUUGACCCAGGAAAGGGCCUCCACAGCAGGGACGCAGGCGAUGCCGGACUGGGAGAGCUCCGUCUGGGCCAUGGAGCUGAGGGGAAAUCUGAUAGCAGCUGGGAGGAGCAGUGGUAAACUGGAGCUGUGGGACGCCGUGGAGGGGUCGUUACGCUGCAGUAAUGAUGAUGGCGUCUCGGGAAUCACAGCUCUUGCCUUCCUCAACAACAGAAUCGUCGCGGCUCGACUCAACGGUUCUCUGGAUUUCUUCACCGUCGAGAUAAACAAACCUCUGGCUCUGCUGCAGUACAGAGGAGCCCCUGGACGAAGCAGCAUCCCUCCAUCUCCCUGUUACAGCAGCGAAGACGCCAUCAGCCUCCAGCUCACACGCUCCAUACAGUGCGCUCACCAGAAGCCAAUCACGGUGCUGCGAGCGGCCGCGGGGAGGGUCGUCACCGGCAGCCAGGACCACACAGUCCGGGUUUAUCGUCUGGAGGACUCGUGCUGCCUCUUCACGCUGCAGGGUCACUCGGGAGGAAUCACUGCCAUCUACAUAGACCAGACGAUGGUUCUGGCGAGCGGAGGGCAGGACGGCGCCAUCUGCCUGUGGGACGUACUCACGGGGAGCCGGGUCAGCCAUGUUUACGGUCACCGCGGUGACGUCACCUCGCUGGUCUGCACCCACUCCUGCGUCAUCAGCUCGGGACUGGACGACCUCAUCUGUAUCUGGGACCGUAGCACGGGCAUCAAGCUCUACUCCAUACAGCAGGAGGCGGGAUGCGGGGCCAGUCUGGGUGUGAUCUCCGAGUCUCUCCUGGUGACCGGGGGCCAAGGCUGCGUCUCCUUCUGGGACCUGAACUUCGGGGACCUGCUGCAGACAGUCUACUUAGGCCAGAGCAGCGACGGGCAGGGCGUGCGGCAGCUGCUGGUGCUCGACAACGCCGCCAUCGUCUGCGACUUUGGCAGCGAGCUCAGCCUGGUGUACGUGCCGUCAGUGCUGGAGAAACUGGACUGACGGACAGACGGUGGGAACACGAACAUGCAGACAGAGCGUCUUUCUUUCUUUUUUUUUUUACUUUCUCUUGUCGUUUCUGACACGCGGUUACUUUCCUCUGCACUUGGGGCUUAUUUUUUAAAGCAGUGAGAGGUUUUUAAAGGUUCGGAUGCAAAAAAGCAAAACACUGCUGCACUGUUGACAUUCACCAAGUUCGUGGUGAACUGACGUGAAGAGAAUCCGGCAGUCACCAGUUUGUUUGUUUGUUUGUUUGUCUGUGUUUUUGGUUUAUCGUGGCUCUGCCCUCUAUGCUGCUGAUGCGGGCGGGGCUUCACUGAGACCCCGCCUACUCUGAGAGGAAAGCGAAGCCUCUCCUUAUUUUUUAAAAAACAAAAAUUCCUGCUGCCUCGUUUGCUGGAGCGCAGCCACCAUGAGCUUGACACGUCGACGGCCUGUGUGGAUGACGUGAGCAGUUAGACGUUAGUGUGUGAAUGAAUGAAUGAAUGAAUGAAUGGAUGGAGGCCCUUUUUAAGGCGAAACAGAGCUGCAAACAAAAAAGCGGUUAUGAGUGCGAUGUGCAUGUGGGACAGAAGUGACGAUUACUGUACAAAGUGACUGUUAUUAUAUGUAUAAAUCUAUUAUUUAUUAGCGAUACAUUUUUAAAAUAACAGUCUGUUUUAUUAACGGCUAAUCCUAGCUCUUAAACAAGAUGGUGAUUGUUUGUUUGGUGGGUUGGGGGCUCUACUGGGGGACAAAGUUGUAUAAGUAUAAUUUGUAAAAUAUUGAAGUGGGAACACUGAAGUGUUUGCUGUUGUGGACGGUGUGCGUGUGUGUGUGGAUGUGGGGGGGGGGGAGAGUUCCGACACAUACCCCAGGCUCAGCCUCGUAUUCUGGGGGUCACUGAUGCUGUAUGAGGGGCCAAUGCUGUGCUACACCUUCAUCAGGCUACCUCCUCUUUCCAAACUGCUUGAAUUUCAUUCGACAAUACUGACGUUGUCUUGCGCAGGCGGUCUUUUCUCAGAUGUCGUGUUUACAUCGGCAGCCGCAUCUUUUUUAAAAUUAUUAUUAUUUUUUCCAUUCCGGCAAAAACACACAAAAAAAAUUCACCAAACUGUAAAAUCACCCAACGCUGGACGUCGCAGUGCGAUUAGUCGGCGUCGCCGUGUUGUUGAUGUAGAUUUGGAAUCGGGCUUUAAAACUUGUAGCGUGGCAGUGAAAAUGUGAGGAAAGGCAACAAAUAGACAGAAGAUUUAAAUAAUAAUGAACAAAUGAAUGAAUAAUGAACUUAUGAUGAGUGAUCUUACUGACAUGACCGAAAUAAAUAAACAUACAUACAAAUUUUAAACGGUAUAUUUAAGUUGUUGCACUAUAAAUCAUUUUUGAUUCCACAAAAUACUUGAUAUUUCCAUAAUUUCCUCGCUAAAUGUUGGAGAUUAAUGCAUAUUUUCAGGAAUUUUUAAGUCUUUUAAACUGAUCUACAGUUCGGCAUGGAGUUCAUUUUGUGUCUUUAAUGUGUAAGCAAACGAUAGAUGUGAGAGCAAUUUGCAAAGAAAAUGUUUUACAAAGAGAAUGUUUUGAAUAUAUGAACA
Messenger RNA from Solea solea (common sole), 5934 nucleotides. It is a transcript of the gene scap, whose product is annotated as SREBF chaperone. The transcript has 23 exons. The record is from RefSeq and is a predicted model, not a curated record. Gene Ontology annotation, biological process: SREBP signaling pathway. Gene Ontology annotation, cellular component: Golgi membrane; endoplasmic reticulum membrane. The coding region runs from base 296 to 4366 and encodes 1356 amino acids. NCBI's taxonomy places the organism in Eukaryota, Metazoa, Chordata, Actinopteri, Pleuronectiformes, Soleidae. Gene Ontology annotation, molecular function: protein binding; sterol binding.